GUAUGUUGUCACGUAGUAGGCGUUCCCGCAAUUUAAUAAAACCACGUGAUGCGAACGGAAGUUGAAUAACAUUGACGGAUGCUGGAAGCGAGUAACUUUUCUACGCCGUUUACCAGAAAUUUAUAGAAUAUUGUUUCAGUAACCAUGAAUUUUUGGAAGUGUCGAAUGUUUUGUAUUAUAACAGGAGCGAGUAGAAGUUUGGGAAGAACCAUAGCUACUCAGUUCUGUCAACACGUGGAAAAGGAUUCUGUAUUCUUGCUUCUAGCAAGAAACGAAGAUGGAUUGGAGGAGACAAAACGACAGAUGCUUGAAAGAAACAAUUCGAUAAAAAUAAUAAUUAAGGCAGUCGAUUUAAGUCAACCAAACUGGACUGAAUAUUCCAAAAUUUUAAAUGAUACUCUAAAAUAUUUAGAAGUAUCAUCAGAUAAUUUCGACCGAUCUCUUCUUGUUCACAAUGCUGGAAGUUUAGGAACACUUUAUAAAAACAGUGAAACUUUAACUGAUAUUCAGGAAUUGAGGGACUAUCUAGAUUUAAACUUAAAUUCUGUUGUUAUAUUAACAUCUGUUUAUUUGAAGUACUUUAAAGAAAAUCGUUUUAUUAUAAACAUAUCUUCAUUGGCUGCGUCACAAGCAUUCGAAGGAUGGCAUUUAUAUUGCACAGUUAAGGCUGCAAGAGAUUCCUACUUUAGAGUUGUGGCCGAAGACAAAAAUGUAUCAAUUUUAUCCUAUGCACCCGGACCUUUAGAUACCGAUAUGAUGGAUGAAAUUGCUAAAAAUGGAACUAAAGAUCAACGAGAAUGGGUGUUGAUCUCAUACAUAAUUGCUUUGGGAAGUCUAAAGUCAAAUUAUGCAUAUUUCUGAAGAUAAAUGAAAAUAUAGAUUUAAAUAUCAUUUUUAUUUUCUAUAUCCUAGCCUUGAAAUCCAGUAUAUGGGCCUAGGCCAAUGCAAAUGCAAAUCACUAACUUGUAAGAUCAUCCUAGUUCUAAAUGUAGGAUUUACUGUUAGAAAUUUUGAUAUGCUAUCAAUUGUGAUUGGUGAUGCACAUGGGAUUUAAUUUUGGAAGAGCAGAGUUGAACAUGAAUGGAUAAAAAUAAUUUUAAUGUGAAUUCAAUAAAAUUCCCAGCUUGUGACUGCUAAUUCAUAAGUUAUAUUGAAAUGGAAGACACACCAUAAUUAAAAUUCAUUUUU
Molecule: messenger RNA, 1188 nt
Organism: Centruroides sculpturatus (bark scorpion)
Lineage: Eukaryota; Metazoa; Arthropoda; Arachnida; Scorpiones; Buthidae
Product: sepiapterin reductase-like
Exons: 3
Coding region: 145-861 (238 amino acids)
Biological process (GO): tetrahydrobiopterin biosynthetic process
Molecular function (GO): sepiapterin reductase (NADP+) activity
Source: RefSeq, a predicted model, not a curated record